ACAAGGCUGAACGGAACACUUUUGCCGGUACGUUAGUGAUCCCGGUUCUUUCGAAGUGUUAGGAUAUAUAUAUACAGUUCUCUUUGGAGAACAUGAGCAAGUUUUGGGGUUUCCAGGACCCUCAAGAUUCCGCCCAAUGCAUCCGCCCAAAAUAGACUCAUUAUCGUGAACCACAAAGUGGGGAGAGAAAGUGCUUCUUGUCUGAUCCCAGUGUUCCAGGAUUCUUGCUUCGAAUUCUUGUCCCACGUGAGGAUUUGAGCUUGAGGGAAAGAUUCCCGAGCCUUUACAACCAUGGACAUGAACAUGUCCAGCCUUUAUCCCGAAAUGCGAUUCUCUUGGGAGAUCAAGUCUGUGGACGCCCUCUUUUGCAAUGGCAUGACCAGGGUCGGGGAUUUAAGUCGGGAAGCCAUUCUGCAGGCUAUCAAGGAUGAAGACCUAAGUGUUCUGAAGGAGGAUGUCAAUCGGAACUUGUUCAACGAUAAGAAGUUCUGCAAGGAGUGCGUCACCACGGCCGUGGCCAGCACGCAAAACAUUGACAUCAUAGAAGAGAUCAUUGACUUCCUUACCACGGCGUCAGAGGAGACACGUGGCAAUGUGGACGCUUCUAUUAAAGAGGCUUUAAGGUCGGCCGUGAAGGUCGAGGACGAGCAUCUGGUCUUGGGCAUCUUGGACAACUUCCACAACAACAAAAAGAUCAAGACCCUCACCGACAUGAAUGAGCUCAUAGAGCAUGCGGUCUAUUGUGCAGCUGUUCAAGAGGACAGCAAUAUUCUCCACUCCAUUCUCAAGUGGAAUCUGUCCAACAAAACAAAGAAGUUCACGCACAAAAGCAAGGCUUAUGCAGGCUCCACUGGAGGACCCAAGAUCAAUAGCGGGUCAUUGCUCUACGCGGCCAAGAAGAACGAUUACGAGCGCGUCAAAAUCAUGUUUCGGUACGGAUAUCGUUUGGAAAGAAUUGAAAAGAUCACCGACCCACUCAAGCGAAUUGAGUUGUUCAAGGCAAUCACUAGUCCUGCGUACAUAAUCGCCACUCUCGAGAACGUAAAUGACGUGUCCAGCGAGUUCUUUUGCCCAGUGAAGAAGUGCUUCGAGUUUGCUUGUGAAGCGUCGGCCAAGGCCAAAAACACGCCCGAGUACAAACGGGAAUACCAAGAGAUUGAACACAGGUGUGAAGACUAUGCUAUCUCAUUGCUGGAACAAUGUGAGAACCUGGAGGAGGUGGAGACGUUCCUUCAGACCAAAACCCACGACGGGAUCACUCAUAAAGAUGCCAACUACAUCAUGGCCAUUCUGGAUUCUCGGAAGAAAUUCGUCGCCCACGAGCGCUUUCAAUACGUUUUGCUCAAAAAGUUCGGGGAAACCGAAUUCAAGGAAGAUUAUGCGGCCCGCAACCAGACCCUGUGGAUUGACAUGCCGUGGUAUCUUCGAUUUAUGCACGUUCUCAAGCAAAUUCCGUGUUAUCUUCUCUUGUUCUUGUUUCCCGUGUUUUCUCAAUGUUGCCCGUGGAGCAAGAAUGGAACGAUUUCAUCUCGUGUUCCAUGGUUCGUUCGUCAAUGGCGCGUUCCACUGAAUCGCUGUAUCUACACAGCUUUUUCUUACAUGAUGUUCCUGUUUUUCAUCAUCCUUUAUGUGGCCGAAACCCAGCCUCCCAUCAUUUAUUGGAUCGAUAUCUUCACUGCAACUUGGAUCAUGUCCUACACUUGUCGAGAUAUGGGAACAGCAUAUUUUCUGUGGAAACUUGAGAACCCGAAACCCAUGCAAGAGCGUCGCUUCUUCAAGCGCUAUCUCACAUUCUGGCAUCUCUACAACCUAUUCGCCGACUUCUUCUUCCUCAUUGGUUUGCUCAUGAAGCUCGUCGAAUAUCUCAUGACUGCACCCGACAGUUCUGUGCACGAUUUGGUGGAUAUGAACAAUCUGGCGGCUGGAGGAAGGAUCCUUUGGGGAGCAGCCUUCUCUUUGGCCAUUUUGAAGACCAUUAAAGUUGGCAUUGCUUCAAAAUAUUUUGGACCAAUCAUCCUAAGCAUGAAUCAUAUGAUGAAAGAUGUCCUGCUUUUCCUAAUGACCUUUGUUGUGAUAAUGAUUGCUUUCGCUUGUGGAGUCUCUUACAUCUUCAACAUGGCCUCUGGUCAACAAGGAUCAGGGUCCGCCACCCGAGGUGUGUUCACCUAUUUCUUUUGGGUCCUCUUGCAACCUUUCCGUGGCAAUCCAGAAUACGCUGAUGUGGUCGAUCUACCGUACAACACCACGUGUCUCUCUUCCAUUUCUAGUCAAAGGACCAACCGCAACACUUUAGCUCGAUGCAUUGUGGAGACGAUGUACAACACAUCGUGUAUUAUCAAAAAACUUGGUGACAAAUCCGGAUCUCGGGUGACUCAUGCGGAUAUCUCAAGUUGUCUGAUCGACAGAGAAGCGGGUUUUGGUUCGUUUGUGCAUCAGCCUAACUAUUUGAAGUCGGCAGCCGUUCCAAUGUGGGCGGUGUAUCAGUUCCUCGUGAGUGUGGUGUUACUUCGCAUCCUCAUUGUCAUGAUGACCAUCACUUACCGCAGAAUCUAUGAUGACCUGGACAAGCAAUGGAAGUAUGCUCGGGCCUACAUGGGAAUCCAAUUUUUCGACCACGAUUCAUUACUUCCCCCUCCAUUUACAUUUUUGUCAAUCGUCGUGCUCAUUUUUCAAUUAUUUUCGGAUUGUCGCAAACGGCGAACUGGCAAGAACGCCGACAACUCUAUUGUGGAUGCGAUGCCGGAUCAGACUUAUGCCACUUUAAUCUUUCAGUUAUUGGAUGGAGCCAAACCUACUCUGAAAGUAGGAGAAAAAGAUUGGCGGAAGAAGUCCAGAAAAGUCAGCACCAACCUCGGGGAUAAACUGAUAGUAUAGCGCUAUUUUCCAUUACAUGUAUGCCAUGGGAUGUCUUAGAGGAAAAUGUUCCAGUUUAUUUUAUAAAGUCUUGAAUAUGUUAUCUAUAUACCGUGGAUAUUUAUGUUCACACGAUCGCUCCAAAAAUUAAGCAUUCAAUGAGGUGGUCAUCCAGAAAAAUGAAAGUCUUAAGUCUUAUGAACUAUCUCUUGUAUGUAUUCAAAUGUCCGCGCAUGACUCCUUUCUUCCAUCUCAACUUCCGUCUUAUCUUCGAACUUUACCAGGUCAGAUUUGAGGUCCCCAGAGUAUCUGGUAAUCAUUAUUGACAACAUCAUCCACUGGCAAGUAAAUUGAAAGUACAUUUCCCUUAAUCAUUGGCAAGGACGAGUAAUGUCCAGAGAAUUAAGGCCUUAGCCAUGAAAUAAUAUGAUGCCUCAAAUGGAUGGGAUUUUUUUAUUUAUUGCGAUACCAAUUUUGAGUCUUUUUGUUAAAAUACUCUCAUAAACAAAGCUGAGAUUGACUGAUGAGUAAUCUCAAAACGGUAUCAGCCAUUUCAUUGUCUCUUUAUGAUGUCAAUGAUGGAAACCAGAGAUGUUUUGGAAGCCAAAUCUGACAAAUCCUUGAAAUAAAGGCAAAAUUUGUUGAAGCA
Tigriopus californicus is the source of this 3502-nucleotide messenger RNA. RefSeq names its product short transient receptor potential channel 6-like. The record is from RefSeq and is a predicted model, not a curated record. Lineage: Eukaryota; Metazoa; Arthropoda; Copepoda; Harpacticoida; Harpacticidae. Gene Ontology annotation, biological process: regulation of cytosolic calcium ion concentration; manganese ion transport; calcium ion transmembrane transport. Gene Ontology annotation, molecular function: store-operated calcium channel activity; inositol 1,4,5 trisphosphate binding. Gene Ontology annotation, cellular component: cation channel complex; membrane.